AGUGGGGUGAAAUCUCGGGCGAGCGUGAGAACCAGCAGGGUGAGGAGGAACAAAUAACGUGGAGACCUGAAAAGUGUGUGCACUCAUUGCAGCAUUUCACAAGAAGGCAGCACGGUAACUUUAAACGACAUCAGCUUCUCCGGGGACGAGAAACUUUUCGUUUAGCGCCACUUUUUUGCACUUUGGUAAAGUUGAGCUCUGCGCGGCUCGGAGUCCCCACCUUGGAGCAGAAAGUCGGUCGGUGGUCGGCAGUUGGUCCUGCAGGAAUGUCGCGACCAGAGAAACACGAUUUUUAUCGAGAGGAGGUGAACAAGACGAUAUGGGAAGUCCCGGAGCGGUACCAGAGACUGACCCCGGUUGGAUCCGGCGCCUACGGAUCUGUCUGCUCCGCCAUUGACAUGGAGACCGGUUUGAAGGUCGCUGUGAAGAAGCUCUCUCGGCCUUUUCAGUCCAUCGUCCACGCCAAAAGAACCUACAGAGAGCUGCAGCUGCUUAAACAUAUGAAACAUGAAAACGUAAUUGGCCUCUUAGAUGUCUUCACCCCUGCCACCUCUCUGAAGGACUUCACCGACGUGUAUCUCGUGACUCAUCUAAUGGGGGCAGAUCUCAACAACAUAGUCAAAUGUCAAAAGCUCACCGAUGACCACGUGCAGUUUCUCAUAUACCAGAUCCUCCGAGGAUUAAAGUAUAUUCACUCAGCAGGCAUCAUCCAUCGAGAUUUGAAACCAAGUAACCUUGCAGUGAAUGAAGACUGUGAGCUGAAGAUUUUGGACUUUGGUCUGGCACGACACACCGACGACGAGAUGACCGGCUACGUGGCGACCCGCUGGUACCGUGCCCCAGAGAUCAUGUUGAACUGGAUGCAUUACAACAUGACAGUGGAUAUUUGGUCUGUGGGAUGUAUAAUGGCAGAACUUCUCACUGGACGUGCUCUGUUUCCCGGCACUGACCAUAUAAACCAGCUUCAGCACAUACUGCGUCUGACAGGGACGCCCCCAGCAACUCUAAUGAACAGGAUGCCCAGCUAUGAGGCCAGAAACUACAUCAGCUCCUUGCCACACAUGCCCAAGAGGAGCUUUGCUGAUGUAUUUAUUGGCGCCAACCCACUUGCUGUGGAUCUUCUGGAGAGAAUGCUGGUUCUGGAUACGGAUAAGAGGAUAACGGCAGCUGAAGCUCUGGCCCACCCCUACUUCGGUCAAUACCACGAUCCAGACGACGAGCCUGAAGCCGAGCCUUAUGACCAGAGCUUCGAGAGCCGGGAGCUGCAGAUCGAUGAGUGGAAACGAUUAACCUUUGAGGAGGUGUGCAGUUUCCAGCCACCUAGCUUUGAUGAUGAGGAUGACACAGAGUAAUGAGACGCGCCACCAGUUCAACCCAAGCUUUUGACUACAUAACUUAUGCUUUAAAGUCUCAGACACACACCAGCCCUUAUUAGUCUAUUAAUUGAGAAAACAUAACCAGAAAACAUAAGAAAAAAGUUAUUAUUCUUAUUUAUAAAUGACUUAAUGUUGGUCAGUUGCUGGAAAACGUCCCUUCUCGCCAACAACUAAAAUAGUUUUCUAUUUAAUAUUUAGACUUUAUUUCGACUCCUCACUGUGACGCUGAGAUGCUGAAACACUUUGACCUAUUGCUGUGCUAGUUUUUGUUUUUUGAUUAAUUUAUGGAUGAGCAUUUUUCUGUUAUUUGAAAAAUUGAACCACUUCCAAGCAGUUGCCCCCGAUUCUUGAAUUUCUGUGACAGAAGUACAUUUCUGUGUUUUUAGGUGUUUGACAAUUGGGACAAUGUGCCUUCUCUGUGCAGUCACUGAACUUUAAUGCUCACCAACUAGAUUUCUCACAUUUUACUGAUCAAUUUGAUUAAUUUAGUUAGAUGAAAUCUGAGCCUUUUCCUAUAUAGGGUUUUAUUAUUAUUUUUUUCACCAAGGCCCAUAAAUAUGAAGCGAAAUCUGCAUAGUACAUGCUUUGCUCAAAUUGUGUAAAUAUAUAUGUUCCAUGUUUUUUAAAAUUUCACACAUGUUUUGAAGCAAUCACUGUUAGUAUGUACGUCAACACAUUGUGUGUGUCCGCUAGUGUGUUGUUGGUUUCUAUGAAUUUAAGCGUCGUGCCAUAGCUUUUAAUAAAAAUGCAGCUUAAAUGUGUAAAAGGAGGGAUUCGUAUUUAUACUUUGUGGAGCUGGUAUUUAUAAGCAAUCGAAGGGUCCCUUGAGCUAUUUUCAGUUUGCAGUUGCAGAGUAACUACUGCUUUAAGUCCUUUGUUUAACAAAAUAAAGACUUAUUUCUAAGAGAUUA
Neolamprologus brichardi is the source of this 2287-nucleotide messenger RNA. RefSeq names its product mitogen-activated protein kinase 14a (gene mapk14a). Gene Ontology annotation, molecular function: MAP kinase activity; ATP binding. The record is from RefSeq and is a predicted model, not a curated record. Lineage: Eukaryota; Metazoa; Chordata; Actinopteri; Cichliformes; Cichlidae. Gene Ontology annotation, biological process: protein phosphorylation.